Myxocyprinus asiaticus (Chinese sucker) is the source of this 612-nucleotide messenger RNA. RefSeq names its product U3 small nucleolar ribonucleoprotein protein IMP4-like. Gene Ontology annotation, biological process: rRNA processing. The coding region runs from base 1 to 612 and encodes 203 amino acids. Gene Ontology annotation, cellular component: small-subunit processome; nucleolus; Mpp10 complex. NCBI's taxonomy places the organism in Eukaryota, Metazoa, Chordata, Actinopteri, Cypriniformes, Catostomidae. The transcript has 6 exons. Gene Ontology annotation, molecular function: hydrolase activity; rRNA primary transcript binding; snoRNA binding. The record is from RefSeq and is a predicted model, not a curated record.
AUGAUCACAACAUCCAGAGACCCCAGCUCCAGACUCAAGAUGUUUACCAAACUCAUUUUCCCUGGGGCCCAGCGUAUGAACAGAGGAAACCAUGAGGUUAAAACAUUAGUACAUGCGUGUAAAGCAAAUAAUGUCACUGACCUUGUCAUAGUCCAUGAGACAAGAGGCCAGCCAGAUGGUUUGGUCGUAUGCCACCUACCUUUCGGGCCAACAGCAUACUUUACAUUGGAUAAUGUGGUAAUGAGACAUGAUGUUCCAAACAUUGGCACCAUGUCUGAGGCCUACCCUCACCACAUCUUUCAAAACUUUACAUCACGUCUUGGCAGAAGGGUUUCCAACAUUCUUAAGUAUCUAUUCCCUGUACCCAAAGAGGAUAGUAGAUGUGUUAUUACAUUCACAAAUACAGAUGACUUCAUCUCUUUUAGACACCGCACCUACAAGAAAACAGACCACAAGAACACUGAGUUGUCAGAAGUUGGUCCCAAAUUUGAAACGAAAUUGUACAUGAUUAAGCUCGGCACACUGGAAAAUGAGAACACUGCUGAUGUUGAAUGGCGACACCACUCUUACACACGUACUGCCAAAAAGCGGAAAUUCUUGAGUGUGGAGUAG